Ricinus communis (castor bean) is the source of this 2228-nucleotide messenger RNA. Its product is annotated as heat stress transcription factor A-4a. Gene Ontology annotation, cellular component: nucleus. The transcript is spliced from 2 exons. Bases 844 to 2052 code for a protein of 402 amino acids. The record is from RefSeq and is a predicted model, not a curated record. Lineage: Eukaryota; Viridiplantae; Streptophyta; Magnoliopsida; Malpighiales; Euphorbiaceae. Gene Ontology annotation, biological process: regulation of transcription by RNA polymerase II. Gene Ontology annotation, molecular function: RNA polymerase II cis-regulatory region sequence-specific DNA binding; DNA-binding transcription factor activity.
UUCUGGGUUUUGUUUCUGAUUUAUAAAGUUAUUAAAUUAAUAAACCUUCUUUGUUUUCUUUAGCCCCAAGUUUUCCCUUUUAGUUUAUAUGAAUUCUGCCUUUUUUAUUGGGUUAUUUUAUUAUUUUAUUAUUUAUUUAUAAAUUAUUGAGCUGUUUAACGACUUGUCAAAUGCGGGGGUCUGUGUUAUUUCCAACUAAUAACAGAACUGAGAACUGUUUAUAUUUGUUGUUUCCGCUAUAAAUGCAAUGCCCUGUAACUGUUGCCUUUGCACUUGUACAAUAUUUUUAGUUAGGUUUUCUUUAGUAUCUAUUUGGUCUUUUCUUUAUUUGUUCAUGUAUUAAUUGGAGAAGUGGGUCUAUUUUUUGUUUUAUGUUUCUAGAUUUCACUGUUAUUACUUUGGGAUUUGUUGAUAUUUCAAGCUCUGGGAAAUGAGAUUGUAUAUGAGAGUGAAAGGGAUUUUACUUUGUUGAAUUUUAUAUGCAGAUUUGAUGGAAUUUUAGGGUUUUUGUAUUGGGUUUUAGGGAUUUGGAAGGUAUCAGUUGGUUGAUUAUUUGGAGCGAAUUAUACAAGAUAAAGAGGACUUUAUUUGGUUCUUGAUUUUGAUUUGAUUUGAGAAGUACCCAGUUUGGAUUCAAUGCUUGUUAAUUGGGUUAGACGUUUUACGGGAACUCAGUGCUUCUAAGGGUUAGAAGAAGGGCUUUGACUUGAUUGGAAUCACGGUUUUUGAUUGUCUGGGAUUCCGCCAUUCAAUAUUAUAGAGUGGAAGAAUUUUCAGAUUGCUUGGCGAACAAUUUUGGGGUCUUGUUGAUGUUGUGGUUCUGAUUAGAGAUUGGAAUUUAGGAUGGAUGAAUCUCAGGGCAGUUCGAACUCGCUGCCGCCUUUUCUAUCAAAGACAUAUGAGAUGGUGGAUGAUCCUUCCACAAAUUCAGUUGUUUCAUGGAGUCAGAGUAAUAAAAGCUUUAUUGUAUGGAAUCCACCGGAGUUUGCGAGGGAUUUGCUCCCAAGAUUCUUUAAGCACAAUAACUUCUCAAGCUUCAUCAGACAGCUCAAUACAUAUGGUUUUAGAAAGGUAGAUCCGGAACAAUGGGAAUUUGCGAAUGAAGAUUUUAUAAGAGGUCAACCACACCUCAUGAAGAACAUUCACAGAAGGAAACCUGUUCAUAGCCAUUCCUUGCAAAAUCUCCAGGGACAAGGAUCUAAUCCAUUAACGGAAUCAGAAAGACAGAGUUUAAAGGAUGAUAUAGAGAGGCUUAAACAUGAGAAAGAAGCACUUGUUCUGGAGUUAAAGAGGCAGGAACGGCAACGGCAAGGAUUUGAGAUGCAAAUGCAGGCUUUGAAGGAGAAAUUGCAACAAAUGGAACGGCGACAGCAAACUAUGGUGUCUUUUGUGGCUCGAGUACUGCAGAAACCUGGGCUUGCUUUAAAUCUCAUGUCACAAAUGGAACCUGGCCAUGAUAGAAAGAGAAGGUUGCCGAGAAUUGGUUAUUUUUAUGAUGAGGCCAGCAUUGAGGACUGCCAAACUAUUGCUAGGGAAAAUGCAGAUAGUAAUUCUGUUGCACUGUCAAAUGUUGAGCAGUUUGAGCAGUUGGAGUCAUCGUUGACCUUAUGGGAAAGUAUUCGAGAUGAUGUUCAAACCAACAUCCAACGGGAUUCAACCAUGGAGUUGGAUGAAUCUACAAGUUGUGCAGAAAGUCCAGCCAUAUCUUGUGUACCACUUAAUAUUGAUAUUCGGCCAAAAUCCCCUACUAUUGAUAUGAAUUCUGAGCCUGCUGCAGCUUCAGCCCCAGAGCCUGAUCCCCCGAAGGAACAGGCAGCCGGGACUGCUCCUCCUACUGUGGCAACUGGAGUCAAUGAUGUAUUUUGGGAACAGUUUUUGACUGAGAACCCCGGAUCAACCGACACACAGGAGGUUCAAUCCGAAAGGAAGGAUUCUAAUGAUAGAAAAAAUGAGAUCAAACCCAGUGAUCAGGGGAAAUUUUGGUGGAAUAUGAGGAAUGUAAAUAACCUUGCUGAACAGAUGGGGCAUCUUACUCCUGCAGAGAGAACUUGAUAUGGCAUUUGUUUUUUUUUUCGACUUUUGAUGCCACAGAGCCUCAGAUGUAAUAGAUUUAGGUAUGAUUUGCUUGAUGCGGUAAUAAUAAGAUUUUGCAGUUUGAUUUCAUAAAUUGUGUUGCAUCUCAUGUCCAUGGUUCUAUUGGUGCUAAUAUACUUGAAGGUUUUUGACAA